AUGAGGCUCAUUAACGUCCAGACCCUGCAGAUCGAGGAUUUCUCGCUGAAGCUGGUCCCUCCAUACGCCAUUCUCUCGCAUACUUGGGAAAAUGACGAAAUCACAUUCCAAACAUGGUGUUCGCCGUGGCAAUGGCCGUUGCUAAGGAUGCGAGACAACAAAAUCACACGGACAUGUCGGCUCGCGAAGGAGCAUCGUCUGGGAUACGUAUGGAUAGAUACUUGCUGCAUUGAUAAAACGAACAGCGCGGAGCUCAGUGAGGCCAUCAACUCCAUGUAUAGAUGGUAUCAGGAGGCUUCAAUAUGUUUUGUCUACUUGUCCGACCUUCCAGAUACUGCAGAUCUGCAUACCGGCUUUGCACGUUGCCGCUGGCACAAAAGGGGCUGGACAUUACAAGAGCUGAUAGCCCCAAGACGGGUCGAAUUCUACGACCAGGCAUGGCGUCCUCGAGGAAGUAAAAAAGAACAUCAGGAACUUCUAUCGAAAUGCACGGGGAUUCCUGCCCCCGUUCUCUCGGGCGAACGGCGACUAGAUGCAUGCUCCGUCCGCGACAGGUUGUCAUGGGCAUCACAUCGCGAAACCACAAAGCUGGAGGACGCUGCCUAUUGUCUUCUUGGGAUUUUCGACGUCCACAUGCCUUUGAUAUACGGGGAAGGCCAAAAUGCGUCCUACAGACUCCAAGAGGCUAUCAAAAGUCGUUACAAACAGAGGUCCGAGUCGGCACAGACCCAUACAACACAGCAUUCUCACAGUACUACCUGCCGCUCGGGAGCAAAAUCCCCGACUUUAGCCAUGUGCGUUCCACCUGAAUUGAUAAUCUCCUGUUUCAAGGCAGAUCUGUAUCCCGCGAAUCUCAUGGAUCCGAAGAAUGCUAGGCAGCUCGCGCCACACAGAGAGAUGCCCGAAAGUGCCAUUGGUUAUCUCUGCGACGAUGACCUCUCAUCCGUGCAUGUCAGGUUUGCUGAUCUCCACGCAAACCGCGGCAAUUAUAGUUACCGAAAUGUAUGUGAUGAAGUAGGAUUAGCAGAGCAGCUAGGCGAUGAAUCGGCUCUGAUGCCGCCUGGAGAGGUCAUAACAAGGGCGGAUCCACGAAGCAGGUUCAUAUUCCUUGUGGCGUCUUCUCAAGCCAAUGCCCUUCGAAUCACGAAAAGAAUGCUCUUCCGCGUCUUCACGCACCAUCAGGUGCCGGCGCAGCAUCUGAACUUGCUCUUCUUGUUCACCCAACGCAAUACCUUGACCGGGGUCCGACACGAUUCUUUCUGGGGCCAACUAGCCUUUGGAAAGCCGCUGCCGGGAUUAGAGGCACCCGACCUUGGUAGAUCUGGCAGGCAUUACGAAAUUUCCUUUAAUCUAAAGGGCGCCGACCUCGCAAAUGUUGGCUUUCGUGAUCCUGCCCGCGACUGGUCUAUAUAUAAUGCCGCGAUAUAUCAUAAGCUGGACACCGUUCACGGCACGACCGUCUGGAUAAUCACCACUCCUGAGGGACAUCUCAGCCAUUCUGUCACAAAAGCGACGUUCGACUCUGAUGACAUUGAAAGACGUUCAUCUGGAACCCCUGCUGAAAGCUACAUUUCGAGCCUCAAAGUUCAUACUACCCUUGCACGCUGGGCCGGGGAGUCGUGGUGGGCCUAUUUCCAGUGUUUAGGGGAACUCGUUCAAAACAAGGCAUUGCUUUCCCCAGACUUCUUGAAAACGGUCCAAAGUUAUGGAGAGAGAGUUUCAGAGGCUGUCGCCGCACUAGAGACGAAUCUUCGGAUACUACAGGCUCUUCGCACCUUUUACGAGAAGUUGAUCGUUCACAAAGAGUUUCCCUUCGCACAUGAGGUAGUACAAGCCACCCUAGACUUCUACAGUGAGCUGCAGGAUAUAAUCCGUGACUUUGAAGGCUUGAUAUCAUGGGGGGCCCGACUCACGAGUUUGGCUAGAGAACGGAAAGGGCUGGUAAUUCACGACAAACCCCAUUAUGCAGUAAAGGCUAACAAGAGGUCAGAUAAGGGUGCGGAGGAGGUGGUUACAUUGCGCAUCCUCACCAUGGUGACGCUCGUCUAUUUACCGGCAACGUUCGUUUCAACCUUUUUUGGCGCCGACGUUAUCCGUUGGGACCCGCAAUAUGGGGCCGGAUCGUAUUCACCACAAGUACUCUGGCGGUGGCUCGUGAUCACUGGGCCGUUGACCUUCAUAACUCUAGUCGCUGCCUUCGGGGCUUACUGGCUAUCAAUGCGGUCUCGACAUCGCGAGUUAUGA
Cladophialophora bantiana CBS 173.52 is the source of this 2244-nucleotide messenger RNA. RefSeq lists its product as uncharacterized. NCBI's taxonomy places the organism in Eukaryota, Fungi, Ascomycota, Eurotiomycetes, Chaetothyriales, Herpotrichiellaceae. The record is from RefSeq and is a predicted model, not a curated record. The coding region runs from base 1 to 2244 and encodes 747 amino acids. The transcript is spliced from 6 exons.